AUGCCCUUGGACUUCCGCAGACGCUAUGAGAACUACAUCGAGAUCUGGGAUCCUAUCGUGUAUGCGCUUUGGGCACUGCGUCUCACUACAUUGAAAGCGAUCAAACGGGAUGGAAUCGCUGCUCUUACCUCUUUCCCGAAGCUUCUUGCCGAAGGAUUCGCCCUUUGGUACAGGACCUUGAAUACUCACUUCGUCCGUUUUGAAAACACAACCGCACUUCCCACUCUGGUUGGCUCGGCCGAGGGCAUCGUUCUAGAGUUAGGGCCAGGACUCGGAAACCAGCUUCCACGAUUGAAUCAGGACAAAGUGGAGCACAUAUAUGGAAUAGAGUCCAAUGAGUUCUUCAUCCCUGAACUGCGAGACAAGGUGGUGGAAUGUGGACUUGUAGACAAGUACACAGUUCUUGCCGCCGGUGUGGAAGAUACCAAUGUGCUGGAGAAGAGUGGCGUUGACUAUGAGACCGUCGACACCAUCCUCAGUGUUCAAGUGUUGUGCUCGGUCAAUGACCCAGAAGCAGUUGCCAAGGAUCUUUAUAAGGUUUUGAAGCCAGGAGACUACACAGGCCUAUGGAACCGUACAUGGUCCUGCCUCAUUGGAGGAUGUAACAUGAAUCGCGACAUUCUGUCGAUACUUAGAGGCGCUGGGGAAUGGGAGGGAUUCGGCACCCUCGAUGGUGAUGAAGAACCUUGGAGUGUCCUCCCAAGGACAUGGGGGACUCUGGUCAAGCCGAUUAAGAGAUUCAGUUGA
This is a messenger RNA of Neoarthrinium moseri, 747 nucleotides long. RefSeq lists its product as uncharacterized. The record is from RefSeq and is a predicted model, not a curated record. Gene Ontology annotation, molecular function: S-adenosylmethionine-dependent methyltransferase activity. The coding region runs from base 1 to 747 and encodes 248 amino acids. The transcript is spliced from 4 exons. NCBI's taxonomy places the organism in Eukaryota, Fungi, Ascomycota, Sordariomycetes, Amphisphaeriales, Apiosporaceae.